This is a messenger RNA of Athalia rosae (coleseed sawfly), 1629 nucleotides long. RefSeq names its product elongation of very long chain fatty acids protein AAEL008004-like. The transcript has 4 exons. Lineage: Eukaryota; Metazoa; Arthropoda; Insecta; Hymenoptera; Athaliidae. Gene Ontology annotation, molecular function: fatty acid elongase activity. The record is from RefSeq and is a predicted model, not a curated record. Bases 403 to 1467 code for a protein of 354 amino acids. Gene Ontology annotation, cellular component: endoplasmic reticulum membrane. Gene Ontology annotation, biological process: fatty acid elongation, polyunsaturated fatty acid; sphingolipid biosynthetic process; very long-chain fatty acid biosynthetic process.
CUCGUAAACCGCAGUCCGUUCAUCGCGGAAUAACUCUAACGAGGCAAAUUCUCACUUUUGUUGUUUACUUAACAAUAAAUAAAUAAAAUUGAAUAAAGGCAUCAAACAGUAUCGUACACGGAUUUCUUUUUACAUUGGUCGCAUCGCUCAAUCAUUACGGUAUAAUACAUUUAACGUCGAAAUCGAACAAAAACGGAAACAUAUUAUAAUUUUAUAUAAAAAGUGAAAAUUGAAAUUUGAGUUUUUCUCUUAAUACAUAAGAAAGAAAAAAAAAACAACUGUAUCGCUAGUACACGUGCACAGGGUCUGUUGGAAUAAAAUUCACUGCCAUCGAUUACGAUUCAACCCCAUUUGGAGAUUGUUAUUAUAAAAAAAGAGAGUUAAAAAGAAAUACUGACAAAAAUGGAUCAGCUCGUACGGACGGUGGUGGACGGUUACCAUGAUUUGAUGGACAACAAAAGUGAUCCAAGGGUGAACGGCUGGUUCCUGAUGAGCGGCCCACUACCAACGGCGAUCAUAUGUCUGACGUACGCCUACUGCGUGAAAGUGUUGGGACCUAAAUUGAUGGAGGAUAGAAAACCGAUGGACUUGAGGCGGGUCAUGAUAUUCUACAAUCUAUUCCAAGUCAUAUUCUCCUACUGGCUAUUCAAAGAGUCUCUGGUAGCCGGAUGGGGAGGCCAUUAUUCGCUGAGUUGUCAACCGGUUGAUUAUUCGAACGAUCCUCUCGCGGUCCAAAUGACCCACGCCUGUUGGUGGUACUACAUAUCGAAGUUCACGGAAUUCUUCGACACGAUAUUCUUCGUAUUGAGGAAAAAGAACGAACAGGUUUCGACUCUUCACGUCAUCCACCACGGUCUCAUGCCGAUGUCCGUAUGGUUCGGAGUCAAAUUCACACCAGGUGGCCACAGUACGUUCUUCGGUCUGCUGAAUACCUUCGUCCACAUAAUAAUGUACUCUUACUAUCUCCUGGCUGCCCUUGGACCAAAAAUGCAGCCGUACCUCUGGUGGAAGAGAUAUUUAACCACUCUGCAGAUGAUUCAAUUUGUUGCCGUAAUGGUCCACGCAUUCCAGCUUCUAUUCAUCGACUGUAAUUACCCGAAAGCCUUCGUAUGGUGGAUCGGACUUCACGCGGUCCUCUUCUACUUCUUAUUCAGAAAUUUCUACCAAGAAGCUUACAUCAAGAAGGCUGCCGCAAAGGUUGCGAAAAAUUCGGCGUCGGCAGCCGUUGAAAACAAAAAGGAAUCUACUCUUCAGAGCAACGGCAAUGCAAAGGUCAACGAAGAUUCCGACGGAAUUCGUAGCAACGGUAAAAACUGCCCCGCAUCUUCUGGCAAUAAGGAUAACAAGGCAGAAAUUUAUGCCAAUAAUUACAAAAUGGCCACCGGUUAUAUUUCGGGUAACGGUUUGAGGAGUAGGGUAUUCAUAGACGAUAGUAGAGAGGAACCAGCGGCGAAUAAUUAUAGCUAAUAAUCAAUACAAUAGAUCUCACAUAUUACACUAUGAAUACCUGACGAAGCCAACGAAAUUCUCAAUCAAACGAUAACAAUGAUAAUAAUAUCUACGAUCAGCUGACGGUUUAUAUAUUUUUAACUGUUUUUUUUUUUGUUUUGUUUUUUUUUUCGUUUUUUA